Podarcis raffonei (Aeolian wall lizard) is the source of this 2626-nucleotide messenger RNA. It is a transcript of the gene SC5D, whose product is annotated as sterol-C5-desaturase. The transcript has 5 exons. Gene Ontology annotation, molecular function: iron ion binding; oxidoreductase activity. The coding region runs from base 265 to 1161 and encodes 298 amino acids. Lineage: Eukaryota; Metazoa; Chordata; Lepidosauria; Squamata; Lacertidae. The record is from RefSeq and is a predicted model, not a curated record.
CUGCUCACACGUCACGUCGCGAGAGCGUUGGAUUUCGACCUGCGCGGCGCUUUUGGCGGAGUAAGAGGAAGGAGGCGGCGCAGGAUCAGGCAGGCAGGCAGGCAGAGGAAACACCUGUGGAGGGCGAGGGGCCUCCUUCGGCUCGAAGGACAAAAGCCGGGCGAGCGGGGGGGGGCGCGGUUCCCAGAAUGCAACGGGGUGUAGCCCCCCACUAGUCCACCUUCUGGUCCUCCUCCUGUGCGCAAGCCCCUUUUGGGUACAACAAUGGAUCUUGUCCUGGCAUAUGCAGAUGACUCCGUUUUGACGCCUUAUGUUUAUCCAGCAGCAUGGCCAGAAGAUAACCCUUUUCGACAGUUUACUAGCCUUAUUGUCAUAACAAAUGUGGGUGCUCUUGUCCUUUAUUUGCUGUUUGGCAGUUUCAGCUACUACUUCAUAUUUGAUCACUCUCUAAAGAAACAUCCUCAGUAUUUGGAGAAUCAAGUGCAGCGUGAAAUCAAAUACACCCUCAAAUCAAUGCCAUGGAUCAGUUUCCCCACGGUUGCCAUCUUCUUUGCUGAAGUCAGAGGCUACAGCAAACUCUAUGAUAACAUUGAAGACUCUCCUUAUGGUUGGUUUGGUGUUAUCCUCAGCAUGCUCUCUUUCCUCUUCUUUACUGAUAUGUGUAUCUACUGGAUUCAUCGAUUUCUCCAUCAUAAGCUUUUGUAUAAGCGUUUGCACAAGCCCCAUCACCUGUGGAAGAUCCCAACUCCAUUUGCAAGCCAUGCAUUUCACCCCAUGGAUGGCUUCCUUCAAAGCGUCCCUUAUCACAUCUACCCGUUCCUUUUUCCCCUGCACAAGGUGACCUAUUUGGGCCUCUAUGUCUUCGUCAAUAUCUGGACAAUCUCCAUCCAUGACGGGGACUAUCAUGUUCCUGACAUACUGAAGGAAAUUAUCAAUGGUGCCGCCCAUCACACUGAUCACCAUUUGUACUUUGAUUACAACUAUGGCCAGUAUUUUACACUCUGGGAUAGAAUUGGGGGCUCAUACAAAAACCCUUCUUCUUUUGAAGGGAAAGGGCCCCAUGAUUAUUUGAAAAAGCUAAAAGAAAGCAAAUUGAGCAGUUUUAAAAAUGGCUGUGGGGAUGAAGGAGUGCUAGAGGAAGGCAGUUUUAAAAAUAAAUAGGCUCCUCCCUCUCCAAGGAUCGGAAAGCCCUAUAUGCAUUAUUUUUAAAUAACUAUAUAAACUUCCCUCUCCUGUAACACUACUGGGAGACAGGCACUGUAGACAUCACUCAGAUAUCUUGGUGAUGGAAUUAUAUAAUUGAGAACUAAGUUGUUCUGUAAUGAAGACUACGCUUGAUAAGGCAGAAAUACUAAGUUGCGAGUUGCAGAGCAACAACUUUGUUGUAUACAGUAAUGGAGAAAAUGCCUGUAGCUGAUGAUGCUAAUGGUAAGUUAAUUUGGGAACACUCCUUUUUCUUGCACAAUACAUAGGAGUCGAAACCUGACAUGAACUCUGUUGCCAUUGGAAUGAGUUUAGAAGCCAUUUGCUUCUUUGUGCGACCCUUAACACUCUUGAAUCCAUAGUUUGCAGUUCAAUUGUAAUUCCAGCAAGAUGCUAUAAGUCAGUGUGUGGAGUUGACAAACUAGAUAGCUGCCUUUGUGACUGCAUUUACUAGCUUGAAAAUGGGCUUGCAGGAUGAAUAUCAAACAUGCAACAUUCAUGUCACUUUCUGUUUUCCAAGUGCCCCAGUUUAUCAGAUAAGAUAAAACGGGUGGUUUUUCAUGAAGCAUCACAUGUCCAGAUUGCUUUAUAGGUUGUUUUCAAAAGAUGCUCCCUAGCUUUUUAGAAAAUAUGUGUUUAAAUGCCCUUUUUUCUUAAUUGAACGGCAAGGUUGAUGUCUGACUUCUGUUGUGGAGUAGAUACUUGUUUGGUAUUUCAAUGUCCCUCUGUUGAAAGCAUCAUAAUGCAAAUGCAGAAAAUAAGGCAAAAGAACUAUUGCUAUGUUUUCAGAAUGCCUUUGUUAUACUUUCAGGAAUCCUUUGGAUGAUUAUCUUAUAGGGAAUCGCAGUGAAGCAUACGGUAACGUUGCCUUUCCAUAGAGUGUGUUGUAUAUUAGAAGCAGAGCAAUGUGAUCCAGCUAAAGACAAAAAUGAUCAGAUUCUCAAGGCUGCAGAGCGUUCUUUGCAAUUCUCGAGGGGCCCUAUGAGAGUGAAGGGGACAGAGGUUUGGUCAAGUGAAAAAAAGCCGUCUUGGGAAGUUUUUUUAAGAGCUGAAUCCUGUUGUGGAGUUGGCUUAGGUUUUGAGCCUUGUCAGUGGGUCCAGUCCACCAGUAAGUUUAUUUUAGUGGUGCUUGCAUUAGUCAACUUAUUAGUAGAUUAAACCCAGCACAUUUUCUCAGCUGUCUCAUCGGCUCUUCUUUUUUGCAAUUUGCUGUUACUUUCUUUCCUCUCAGCAUGUGUCACUUUGAAGUCUAAAUGCCAAAAACAUUCAACAGUGCUAUGCUUUACUGCUUUGAUAUAGACAAAUGCAUAGAAUUUCAGAGACAUUGCAAAAAGGAGUUCUCUGUCUGAUAAUUAUAUCAUAUGAAGGAUUGUGUUUUCUGGUUAAACCAGGCAGCAGCCUGUGGAAACUGUCUUUUUCUUUU